ACACGUACACUUUGCGUCGAGCGCACCCUCAUUACACAUACAUACGCACACACAUGUGCAUACAUCUGCUCAGACACAGACAGACCUGUCCAAACACCUGUGUGUUCCUCUUACUUCUUUUUCUUAAGCUUUAGAGCACCCACGCAUACACAUAGACACACACACACACACACACACACGCUGUGGGCUAUUCGUGGGGAAUAUGGCACAGAAGCAGACAGAGCUCACCCAAAAUCCUCUGCAGAAAAUCUGGGUUCCAUGGAUGAGCGGCAAGCUGAAUCGCAGGAGAGGCUCCUCGGUGCCCCAGUUCACCAACUCUCCCACUAUGAUAGUGAUGGUGGGACUGCCUGCUCGGGGGAAAACCUAUAUCUCUAAGAAGCUGACACGCUACCUCAACUGGAUAGGAGUUCCCACAAAAGUGUUUAAUGUGGGCCAGUACCGCAGAGAAGCUGUUAAGUCCUACAAAAGCUUUGAAUUCUUCCGUCCAGACAAUGAAGAGGCGAUGAAGAUCCGCAAAGCCUGUGCUGUUGCUGCUUUGAAGGAUGUGUGUGAAUACUUCACUCGGGAGCAUGGACAGGUGGCGGUGUUUGAUGCCACCAACACCACGCGUGAGCGCAGAGAGGUCAUCCUCAGCUUUGCUAAAGAGAAUGGUUACAAAGUCUUUUUCGUGGAGUCAUUAUGUGAUGAUCCUGAAAUCAUUGCUGAAAAUAUCAAGCAAGUCAAGCUCAGUAGUCCAGACUACAUUGGCUGUGACAAAGAGGAGGCAGUGGCUGACUUCCUGAAAAGGAUUGAGUGCUACAAGAUCACUUAUGUGCCUCUGGAUGAUGACAAGGAUAGAAACCUGUCCUAUAUAAAGAUAUUUAAUGUGGGCAGUAGGUAUCUGGUGAAUCGGGUUCAGGAUCAUAUCCAAAGCAGAAUUGUUUACUAUCUGAUGAACAUCCAUGUUACCCCUCGCACUAUCUACCUGUGUCGCCAUGGUGAGAGUGAGCUGAACCUGCUGGGGCGAAUCGGUGGUGAUUCUGGCCUCUCCCCCCGUGGAAUAAAGUUUGCAGCAGCUCUGGGGACAUACAUUAGGAGUCAGUGUAUUCCAGAUCUGAAGAUCUGGACCAGUCACAUGCGGAGAACCAUCCAGACAGCUGAAGCAGUGGGCGUGCCCUAUGAACAGUGGAAAGCUCUGAAUGAGAUUGAUGCAGGUGUGUGUGAGGAGAUGACGUAUGAGGAAAUACAGGACCAUUAUCCUGAGGAGUUUGCACUGAGGGACCAAGACAAGUACCGUUACCGUUACCCUAAAGGAGAGUCCUAUGAGGACCUGGUGCACCGUUUGGAGCCGGUGAUCAUGGAGCUGGAGAGGCAGGAGAAUGUUCUAGUUAUUUGUCACCAGGCCGUCAUGCGCUGCUUGCUGGCUUACUUCCUGGACAAAAGUGCAGAGGAGUUGCCCUACCUGAAGUGUCCUCUCCACACGGUGCUAAAGCUCACACCUGUUGCUUAUGGCUGUAAAGUAGAGUCCAUCUUCCUGAAUAUUGAGGCAGUGAACACACACAGAGACAAACCCAUGAGGAAGGAGGAGUCAUCCAUGGCCCCUCAGUAUCGCCACAGUUAUGCACAGCCCAUGGCUAGCCCCACACCUACCAAGGUCCCGUGUUUACAGGACCUGGGUCUGACUGAACUUAGUCUGCAGAACGUGGAUGUGAGCAGAGAUCCAGAGGAAGCUCUUUUGACUGUUCCAGAACACAUCUAACGUUCUGAGAACCAGAGACAACAUUUUAUUUGGAGAGACUGGAGCUCCAUCGUCAACAAUCUUUUACAUUUAAAUAUUGUUACCUUU
This is a messenger RNA of Chanos chanos (milkfish), 1825 nucleotides long. Its product is annotated as 6-phosphofructo-2-kinase/fructose-2,6-bisphosphatase. NCBI's taxonomy places the organism in Eukaryota, Metazoa, Chordata, Actinopteri, Gonorynchiformes, Chanidae. Gene Ontology annotation, biological process: fructose 2,6-bisphosphate metabolic process; fructose metabolic process. The transcript is spliced from 15 exons. The coding region runs from base 203 to 1738 and encodes 511 amino acids. Gene Ontology annotation, cellular component: 6-phosphofructo-2-kinase/fructose-2,6-biphosphatase complex; cytosol. The record is from RefSeq and is a predicted model, not a curated record. Gene Ontology annotation, molecular function: 6-phosphofructo-2-kinase activity; fructose-2,6-bisphosphate 2-phosphatase activity; ATP binding.